Molecule: messenger RNA, 3165 nt
Organism: Diatraea saccharalis (sugarcane borer)
Lineage: Eukaryota; Metazoa; Arthropoda; Insecta; Lepidoptera; Crambidae
Source: the annotation of a GenBank genome assembly
AAAAAUAUUUUGUGUAUGGUCUGUGAAUUACGUUUUGUGUGGUGACGAGUGAAAUCGGUGAAAUUUUACGUAAAUAAUUUAUUAAUUUGUAAAGAUGUCGUUCUUUGGGGUAGGAAACCCCUUUUCUACACCAGUAGGUCAAAAAAUAGAACAAGCCACAGAUGGAUCACUGCCAUCUGAAAACUGGGGUCUCAAUAUGGAAAUAUGUGAUAUCAUUAAUAGUACAGCAGAUGGUCCUAAAGAUGCAAUUAAGGCUAUAAGGAAACGGUUAACCCAAAGUGCUGGAAAAAACUACACUGUAGUUAUGUACACCUUGACAGUUCUUGAAACAUGUGUGAAGAACUGUGGAAGACCAUUCCAUGUCUCAGUGUGUAAUAAGGAGUUUAUAUCAGAAUUGGUAAAACUUAUUGGCCCGAAAAAUGAUCCACCAACAGUAGUCCAAGAGAAGGUGCUGAGUCUCAUACAAUGUUGGGCGGAUGCUUUUCAAAGUCAGCCAGAGUUACAGGGUGUCGUGCAAAUUUAUAAUGAAUUGCGAACAAAAGGAGUGGAAUUUCCCAUGACUGAUUUGGAUGCAAUGGCACCAAUUUUCACACCGCAAAGGAGUGUGCCCGAUGGUCCGGAGCCAGUAUUGGUGGGUUCACCACAACGCGCCGCUGUGCCUCAGGGCUCACCGACUCGGCACAAUCCUGAACAACCGACUGCUGCUGUGACUCUAUCGGAGAGUCAAAGCAGCAAGUUGCGAGCGGAUCUGGCGGUAGUGGAAGGUAACAUGACAGUGAUGGCGGACAUGUUGGCUGAAUUAUCUACGCAGCCUCCCGCGCAACAUCACGCCUCAGACAUCGACCUACUUAACGAACUAGCGGACACCCUGCGAGCCAUGCAAAGCCGUGUGGCGGAACUAGUGGGACGAUUGGCGGGAGAAUCCGCUCUAACUGCUGAAUUACUGCACGCCAACGAUGCACUCAACAAUUUACUGCUGAGACAUUCACGGUUCAUCAACAACAGGAACGCAGCAACAGGAGUUACACCAUCAGCCAUAUUAGGUGCAGCUAUGGGAGUACCCGGCACUAAUGAAGCACCAAAGAAGAACGACGAUGACGCCUUGAUCGACCUAAGCGAUGAUGUACCCGAUAUCGCUAAACUGAGCGUAUCAGCGGACAAGUCGCCCGGCAGUUCCAAAGAUGAGUUCGAUAUGUUCGCACAAUCGCGCAACGUAACAUAUGAAAACUCUAAAACAGGGUGAGUAUAUUAAAACUGCAUUACAAUUAAAUAACACUAUUGUUUGUUUGUUAAUAGAUGUUAGAUAGAUUAAAACCAGCCUCUAGGUUUUGGAUUGCAGAUAGAGAAAGGAAAUAAAUAAAAAAAAAAUGUGUAUAGUAGGAAUAAACAUUUUUGAACUUUUGAUUAGAAAUAAUGUAAUUUUCUCCCUAUUCGAUUCCAUCCAUGGGAAAAUGCUGGGGCAACAAUAUGAACAUUAAUAGGCAGCUGAUGAUGAUGAUGUUCACCGUUUUGGAAGAUAAUGUCUUUGUAAGUGAUCCGUGGUGGAUGAAUAGAGAGAACGGCCAAUUUAAUAUCAAUAUUAUUAUUGAAAUAUGUUUAAAAAAUUCACUUUAUCGCUGGUACUUUGAGAUAGGAUUCAAACCCACGACCUUUCGCAAUCCGGGCGACUGCUCUAACCACCGAACUACCCAGGAACUAACAGGACUGACGAAUUAUUCGAGCAUUUUACUUUUUUCCGCUACUACAGAGCGUAGUUUCACGAAUGUUCAGGAAAUCUACCUAAAUAGCCAAAAGAAAUAUUCUUAGGUAAUAAUAUUUAUUUAAACUUUCGAUAAAGACGAAAAUUUGAUGAUUGUGAAAGGUCGUGGGUUUGAAUAUACGGCAUCGGUUUGCAAAACUAGUGCGUGAGACCUUGUACCGAGAAGAACGGGCAAGAAGCUCAGCAUCUGCUGCUUUUUUUUCUCCCUGUUUUAUUCCAUACUGAGAAGUCUUAUCGGAAGUUGAAUAGGAAACUUUAGAUUCUACACCGUCUAUGGAAGUUUCCCCAACAGUACAAUAAUAGGCUGAUAAUUAUGAUAAUAGCUAAUGAUGGUAUACGUUGGUUAAUUGAUCAGGGGCAGUAGUUACGCGGAUAAUUCCGAAGAACAGAGUACGCGCGGUCUCUCCGCUGCAGCUAACCAACGGCCCACACAAGGACAACCACCGCCGGUAAGAUGAUGCAUUAUUAGGGGGUUUAAAAUUUAUUUUUAUAUAUUUUAUUUUUUUAAUUAAUGUAAUUCCACAUAAAACAAAACGCAGGUGGUCAUGAUAGAUUAUGGCGUGAUGUCACAAUUUAAUAUACAAGAAUUGAUGAAAUGUAUGAUACGAAUUAUUUAGAAAUUAUAUUAUAAAAAAGCAUUUAAAUUUGUUUCCUCUUUGUAUUGUAUACGAACGGACACAUUUGGGAAAGUUCGUAUCUAUGAACUGUAGAUCUAGUCGCUGCAAUACAGGACUAACUUAGGCCGUUAGAAAUAAGUGUCAUAUUGUUAAUUUAUGGUAAUAAAGAAUAUUAUUAUUGUUAUUAGAAUCAGUUUUAAUAAAUACGGUAUGCAAAUUUGUCAAAGCAAAUAGUAGUAAAUAACUAAAUCUAAUUAAUAGAAAUAAAUCUUAUGAUACCCAAUCCUGAUUAUAAUUAAAGUUCAAUUCGCUAAAAGUAUUAUAACUAACUAGUGGACGCCCGCGACUUCGUCCGCGUGGAAGUCGGUAUCCCGUGGGAGUGAGAAGUUUUCCCAGUAAAAAGUACCCUAUGUGUUAUUCUGAUGUAUAACCUAUAUUGCUGUAAAGUUUUAUCCAAAUCCGUCCAGUAGUUUUUUCGUGAAAGAGUAACAAACAUCCAUACAUCCAUACUUACAAACUUUCGCCUUUAUAAUAUUAAUAGGAUUUAUCAGUUCUCUUUUAUAUAUUUUUUUGUUUAUGUUAUAUGUAUUUUCUACAGAUAUAAAUAUACUAUAAUUUAGACCAACUUAACCUUAUUUUUCUUAUUAUUGUUUUAUGCUAUUAGAUUGAUUACUUUGUUUUCUUAUGAUUUAUUUUUGACAGCCCUCUGGAAUCGAUGAAAGAGAGAUAGAUGAAAUAGCUGCGUGGUUAGCACAAGAAAAGGUGUGUUUUUAGUUCAACUUAUUUAAU